GGGCGGCAGUGGUAAGGAUCUUUUCCGUUGCUGUCUGCUGUAGUGGCAAGUUCGUUGCGUAGUCUCUCAAAGGCUGUAUAGAAAAAAAUGGAAGACUAUACUGAAGGUUCAAAAAUCAACGCUAGCAAAAAUCAGCAGGAUGAAGGGAAGAUGUUCAUUGGUGGUCUUAGUUGGGAUACUAGCAAAAAAGAUCUUUCUGAAUAUCUCUCUCGAUUUGGUGAGGUUGUUGACUGUACAAUCAAGACAGACCCAGUUACUGGAAGGUCUAGGGGUUUUGGAUUUGUCCUCUUUAAGGAUGCAAUAAGUGUAGACAAGGUACUCGAAACAAAGGAGCACAAGCUUGAUGGCAAACUUAUUGAUCCAAAAAGAGCAAAGGCCCUGAAAGGGAAAGAGCCCCCUAAGAAGGUUUUUGUUGGCGGUCUUAGCCCAGAUACCACAGCAGAGCAGAUCAAGGAAUAUUUUGGUGGAUUUGGAGAGAUUGAAAACAUUGAGCUGCCAAUGGAUACAAAGACAAAUGAAAGGAGGGGCUUCUGCUUUAUCACCUAUACAGAUGAGGAGCCAGUUAAGAAGCUUCUGGAAAACAGGUUCCAUCAGAUUGGCUCAGGAAAGUGUGAGAUAAAAGUUGCACAACCCAAAGAUGUCUACAGACAACAGCAGCAACACAAAGGUGGGCGAGGUGCACCUAGUGGAAGAGGAGGUCCAAGGGGGAGGGGUAGAGGUGGACAAGGUCAAAGUUGGAAUCAAGGAUACAACAACUACUAUGAUCAAGGAUAUGGUGGUUAUGGAAAUAACAACUCCUACAGUGACCAAGGCUACAACAGCUAUGGUGGCUAUGACUAUCCAAAUUACAGUUAUGGCAACUAUGGAUACAAUCAAGGAUAUACAGACUACAGUGGUCAACAGAGCACAUAUGGCAAGGCAUCAAGAGGCGGUGGAAACCAUCAAAACAACUAUCAGCCCUACUAAUUGACUUUGAAAUGUACACAUAAGCGGGAACUUCAUUGCAGGCCGUGUGUCACCCUGACCACGUCUAUCUCUGGGGUCGCACGUUGUGGGCAGAGCGCAAGGCGUACACCAGAAACCGCUGUCCUGUGGUAUGGUCUCUUCAAACUUCAUGUACCAGCGUAAAGAUUAAACUGGGACAAACUACAGAAUAAACUCUCAAGUCUUUUUUUUAACAUUGGAUAAAUUGUUUUUUACAGGAGAUUUAAAGUAGACAUUUUACAGCUUAAUCCAGUUUGCUUCUCGUUUUUGUGUUUGAAUCCCCAACUUUUUUUAUUAUUUUUAGGAUUUAAUGCUUGCUUCUUUUCUUUAUAGCAAAUAGUGAAAUCUACAAACAAGAACUUUUUAAAACUAAGGGGUGACGUGUCUGAAGAUCAUAUGCACAUGAAUAGUUGUCUAAGCAGGUUACUUAAUAUUCCUUGGGACCCAUGUGAUGCUUCUGUACUAUGCAAAGCUAAUGGCAGGAUGGCUGGGCAGAGCUAGUUGUGCGGAAGGCUGUUGAAUGCCUUGUUAAGACAAACACUAUGUGCAUAUGAUUCUUACUAUAGUAAAAAGAUGCCUUUGACUGGUCCCGUGUCACUUAGUCCAUGAAAUAAUUGCAUUUUUUUUUCUCUUGCAGGUGGAUGUGGUUAAUGAUUAUGAGCAAGAAUAUCUGUUCAUGCAGGGAGAGUCAUCAAAGCUGCACUCCCUUAGGAGGACUCUUUUUCAAGGCACACUGGUGUCUUGUUGUAUAUAGCAACUGAUCUUUUUUUUUUUUUUUUAAUUUUUGUUUUUAUGGCUUAGGUUUUUUUUUUUUCCCCCAUCUGUAAAUUGAAUGGGUUUUAUGUUUUACAGGUCUUAUCUGUUUAAAUUUUGUGCUUGUGACUUGGUGCAUUCAUGUUAACAUGUGUAAGGAUUUUGUAAUAAAACAAAAUUUGUUAACUUGUGCUUUAA
Spea bombifrons (plains spadefoot toad) is the source of this 1935-nucleotide messenger RNA. It is a transcript of the gene HNRNPDL, whose product is annotated as heterogeneous nuclear ribonucleoprotein D like. The transcript has 8 exons. Gene Ontology annotation, cellular component: nucleoplasm. Gene Ontology annotation, biological process: regulation of gene expression. Gene Ontology annotation, molecular function: poly(G) binding; poly(A) binding. The record is from RefSeq and is a predicted model, not a curated record. The coding region runs from base 88 to 966 and encodes 292 amino acids. Lineage: Eukaryota; Metazoa; Chordata; Amphibia; Anura; Pelobatidae.